ACUUCUUCACGUUAAUGUGCUUCCGAAUUAAGGGUGAGAAUAGAUAGCGAUUUAUCCCCUGGAGACGCCAUGCGAUUGGCAUGCUCACCGUCCCGAGUUCAGCGCCCAUCACCCCACUAGCGCUGAAGCCCGCAAGACGCGAUUGUGCUCAAAGGUAGUGAUUUAUCCCCUAGAUCCACCGAACCCAUCAAAUCCUUCGUUGAAUCUUAGUCUCGGUUUGGUAGAAAAGAUCUCUCCUUUUUUUCCUCACUUUAUGGGCAUGUUAAGAUCUUAUCUUGGUGUGAGCUCAUAAAUUUCGGAGUAGCAGAAGAGAUUUGCGCGUCUUGGCUUUCAUUCUUUUGUACGCAAGAGAGGUGCGAGCUUGGUGUGAAAGGUUGGAUCUUUUGGUGGCUUUCGUUCUCGCAGUGGUACGCCCUCAGGUUAGUGGAAGAUAUUUUUUGAUGGAGGUGGCAUGGUUGUUUCUUCUGAUGCUGGCUUGUGGAUCGAGGGUUGGGGCUGAUGGAUCGGAUCAUAGAUACAAGGAGGGGGAUCAUGUUCCUCUUUAUGCUAACAAGGUCGGACCUUUCCACAAUCCAAGUGAGACAUAUCGGUUCUAUGACUUGCCAUUCUGUUCACCAGGCCAUGUGACCGAGAAAAAGGAAGCUCUAGGAGAAGUUCUAAAUGGUGAUCGUUUGGUUGAUGCACCAUAUGAGUUGAAUUUCCGCGAGGAGAAACAGGCCAAAUCUCUUUGUAAGAGAACUUUGUCAGAAGGAGAUGUAGGCAAACUCAGAGAUGCUGUAUCAAAGGACUACUACUUUCAGAUGUACUAUGAUGAUCUGCCUUUAUGGGGAUUCUUGGGCAGGAUCGAGAAAAAUAAGCUUGACUCAAGCGAGUUCAAGUACUUGCUCUUUUUACACAUUCACUUUGAAAUCCUUUACAAUGAUGACCGUGUGAUAGUAAUUAAUGUGCAAACUGAUCCAAAUUUGUCUGUCGAUAUCACGGAUGAUAAGGAAGUUGACGUGGAGUUCUCGUAUUCCGUCUCAUGGAAGAAAACUGAGAUUCCUUUUGAGAAGAGAAUGGAGAAGUACUCAAAGACUUCGUUCAUGCCUCAUCAUUUGGAGAUUCACUGGUUCUCUAUAAUUAACUCAUGCGUGACGGUCCUCCUUUUGACUGGGUUCCUUGCUACAAUAUUCAUGCGCGUGCUCAAAAACGAUUUCGUGAAAUAUUCCCACGAUGAAGAAAACGUUGAGGACCAAGAGGAGACUGGAUGGAAGUAUAUUCAUGGCGAUGUAUUCCGAUUUCCAAAGAACAAAUCUUUGUUUUCAGCUGUUAUUGGAUCUGGAACUCAGCUCCUUGCACUUACGAUAUUCAUCUUUCUCCUUGCACUUGUUGGUGUCUUUUAUCCGUACAAUCGGGGAGCUUUAUUCACAGCACUUGUUGUAAUCUACGCUCUUACUUCUGGCAUUGCUGGUUAUACAGCAACCUCUUUCUACAUACAGCUAGAAGGGACUAACUGGGUGAGGAAUUUAUUGUUGACUGGUUGCUUAUUUUGUGGACCUCUGUUCUUGACCUUCUGCUUCCUAAACACUGUUGCUAUAGUGUAUAGUGCUACUGCAGCCUUGCCAUUUGGCACUAUACUUGUGAUUCUCCUAAUAUGGGCACUCGUGACUUCUCCUUUGCUUGUGUUGGGUAGUGUUGCUGGUAAAAACAGUACGACAGAGUUCCAAGCUCCGUGUCGUACCGCAAAGUAUCCGAGAGAAAUACCUCAAUUGCCAUGGUACCGGGGCACCAUACCUCAGAUGGUGAUGGCAGGGUUCCUUCCGUUUAGUGCUAUUUAUAUUGAACUUUACUAUAUAUUUGCCAGUGUGUGGGGCCAUAAAAUCUAUACAAUAUACAGCAUCCUUUUCAUUGUCUUUAUCAUCCUCAUUAUUGUCACAGCAUUCAUCACUGUGGCUUUGACAUACUUUCAACUUGCUGCCGAGGAUCAUGAGUGGUGGUGGAGAUCUGUUCUUUGUGGAGGCUCAACUGGCAUAUUCAUCUUGUUCUACUGCAUAUAUUACUAUCGCGCAAGAUCGGAUAUGUCGGGUUUCAUGCAAACAUCGUUUUUCUUUGGCUACAUGUCUUGUAUCUGCUAUGGAUUCUUCCUUAUGUUGGGGACCAUCGGCUUCUGUGCGUCUUUACUGUUUGUGCGGCACAUAUAUCAGUUGAUCAAGUGUGAGUAGAUCAUGUUUUGCCCCAACACAGGUCAUGAGAAACUAGAUGUUAGUGACAUCAGUCUUAUUUAGUGCGUUUCUGUAUCUUCUAUUUAUGUUUCAAGAGCUCAAUGCCUUGUCAAAGUCUGAGAGGUGAAAGCAUCAUUAUGGCUGGCUUAUGUACUAUGGAAAUUUGAUUGUUAGUGCUUGUUCAAGUUCA
Molecule: messenger RNA, 2391 nt
Organism: Musa acuminata AAA Group (dessert banana)
Lineage: Eukaryota; Viridiplantae; Streptophyta; Magnoliopsida; Zingiberales; Musaceae
Product: transmembrane 9 superfamily member 2
Exons: 7
Coding region: 441-2201 (586 amino acids)
Biological process (GO): protein localization to membrane
Cellular component (GO): membrane
Source: RefSeq, a predicted model, not a curated record